AUGGCGAAGAAGUGGCAAAGAAUUGCGGCCCUCGCUAGGGAAAGGCUCGCGCCGCAAUCGACGUUGGACGAAGAAACCGAAGGAUCUUGCUGCACGUCAGCGUCAGUGGACGACAAAUGCCAUUGCGUCGUGUACUCGGCUGACAGCGGGCGGUUUGAGGUCCCGCUGGCUUACCUUGCCACGGCCAUCUUCGGAGAUCUGCUUCGGAUGUCCCAGGAGGAAUUUGGGUUCGCCUGCGGAGUCGACGGCAGGAGGAUCACCCUGCCCUGUGACGCGGCAGUGAUGGAGUAUGUGGUGUGUUUGCUCAGGAGAGGGGCCUCGGAGGAGGUUGAGACGGCGUUCCUGAGCUCCAUGGCGAGGCCUUGCCGCUUUGGUAAUGGCCUGGCGCAAUUCAUGGGAUCUGGCCAAACAAGCUGCUGUUAUUAG
Messenger RNA from Miscanthus lutarioriparius, 426 nucleotides. The record is from the annotation of a GenBank genome assembly. NCBI's taxonomy places the organism in Eukaryota, Viridiplantae, Streptophyta, Magnoliopsida, Poales, Poaceae.